Molecule: messenger RNA, 1340 nt
Organism: Dothidotthia symphoricarpi CBS 119687
Lineage: Eukaryota; Fungi; Ascomycota; Dothideomycetes; Pleosporales; Dothidotthiaceae
Exons: 2
Coding region: 271-1218 (315 amino acids)
Source: RefSeq, a predicted model, not a curated record
UUCUCGGUGAAGGUCUUGUUGAGCAGCCAUGUUAUUAUGGGCAGGUUGCGGCGCUCGUUGUACGUGGGGAGAAGCACCGAGUAUUUGUCCUUGGUCGAUAUGGGCGCCAUGUUGGAGAUUGGAAUUGGUGAAUGAGUGACUGGGUUGAGUGGGUUGUCGCAGAUGCGAGUGAGGUAUUGCGGAGACGUGUUGACGUUUCCCGAUUGCGAGCAUGGGCCACUCGCUCGUUACCCCUUUUAACCUCCACGAAGCAAUUCUUGAACGCAAUAAAUGUCGAAAAGGAACCUACUGCUUUGCUUCGACGCAUUUGGGACGCUGUUCACGCCGAGCACGCCCAUUCCCACUGCCUAUGUCCAAGCUGCAGCCCGUCACGGGAUCAAUUGCGGUAAUGCAGAGCACCCAAAGGCCUUAGCCGCACAAUUCAAACUGGCAUUCAAAGAUGAAUCAAAACAAAAUCCAAAUUACGGCAGAGCAACAGGGCUUGGUGCAGAGAAGUGGUGGGGCAAUGUGAUACAGAAGUCGUUCAAAGAAUUCGUCAAGCCAGACCAAGAAGUCCCACAAGCUUUGAUUACAGAUUUGUUGCGUCGCUACUCUACAAAAGAAGGUUACCGAUUGUAUCCAGACGUCCUGCCCUUUUUCCAAACGCUGCGCGACAAGAUUUCACGUGGAGCUGAUGCUUCCUCGUGGCCUUGGGACAAGACUGUAGUAGGCAUUAUCACGAACUCUGACGACCGCGUGCCCGGAAUUCUUAAUUCUUUUGGUCUUAGGAUUGGUCCUAGACGCGUUGGGAAGUCUGAUCAACGCAGCCAAAAGGCCACCCUAGGAGACGACAUCAGCUUCGUUGUGCUCAGCUACGAUGUUGGGUUUGAGAAGCCCGACCGGCGAAUGUUUGACGCGGCAAGUGAAAUGCUGCAAGAAACACUAGCUGGGAAUGAUGAGGAAUUGAAAGCCGACGAUUUCGAGAAGCUGUAUGUGGGUGAUGAGCUUGAGAAAGAUUACUUGGGUGCUGAAGCUGCUGGGUGGAAUUCGAUUUACUUGGAUCGAGGUUCGUCGACAGGAGGAUCAGGAGGCGAUGGCGAGCUGGAACUUGUACGAAAGAAUGUUACUGAUAAAGAGGGCAAGACGACAUGUGUUACGGCGGCCAAGGAUCUAAGGGCAUUGGGAAGUUGGUGUUCGAGCAGGAAAAUUGGUGGUUCGAAAGAUGAAAGCACGGAUUGAGACACUUUUCAGUGAGAGGUACUGAAUUUGAAAUUUGAUAUACUCAUCAUGUCCCUUCAACCUCUUUUUUAAGACGAUCGGUAGGUCGUCUCAACUCGAGAAUCCCUGACAACUUGACAUUG